Cervus elaphus (red deer) is the source of this 4052-nucleotide messenger RNA. It is a transcript of the gene SLC6A15, whose product is annotated as solute carrier family 6 member 15. Bases 837 to 3026 code for a protein of 729 amino acids. Gene Ontology annotation, molecular function: proline:sodium symporter activity. The record is from RefSeq and is a predicted model, not a curated record. The transcript has 13 exons. NCBI's taxonomy places the organism in Eukaryota, Metazoa, Chordata, Mammalia, Artiodactyla, Cervidae. Gene Ontology annotation, biological process: L-leucine transport; sodium ion transmembrane transport. Gene Ontology annotation, cellular component: plasma membrane.
CCCCGAGUCCAUCCCGCCCCCGCCGGGAGCGCAGCGAGGACGCGGCGAGGCAGCCGCAGCGGCCUCUGCGUCAGGAGGCGGCGCGGCGGGGAGGUGCGGCGCCCGGCCGGGCGACCUGGCUCGUGUCCCCUGGCGCCCGCAGCCUCGCCCUCCCCCGCAGCCUGUCGGCGGCCGCAGCUCGGGCGGGCCGGGCACGUGGGCGCCUCCGUCACACCCUCACACACACACACACAAACACACACACACACACCCCCGCGCGCACGCACCCGCGCGCCUGCAUCCCGUGCUCUCUCCCUGGCCGACACACAGGCGCUCACGAGUCGCUCCUGGCCCCGGCCCGCAGGCAGCGACCCCCCUCCACCCAGACUCCGGGCCCGCCCUCGGCCAGCAGCGCCUGCUCUCCAGACGGCUCCUCGCGCCCGCGGGUCGCAGCCACCUGGCCCGACUCUGGCCACUGCUGCUACUGUCGGCACUUGGAAACAGCCCAGAGGCGCCCGGCCAAGGCACCCUGAGGCAUCCCCGAAGGACUAGUUGUUUCCAAGCCAAAGUAGAGCUGGCCGCAGGGUGGGGUCCGAGUGGGCCAGUCAGAAAGUUGCGAGGGUCGGGCCGGAACAAGGCGCUUCCAAGGUUCUAGAUACCUACAGAAUAUUGAACAAACAGAUCCAGAAUCCAUAAGACUUUAUCACCUUGAAUCAAGGAUUUCUUUGGUAUCCUCCUCCAUCUUUUAUUCAUAUCAACUAACACAUUUUUAAAAAGAAUUAAGAAGUUUGCCAAAAGGAAAGUAAAAAAAAAAAAACCAAAAAAAAAAACCCUACUACUACUACCCACACUUUCCAAUGCCGAAGAAUAGCAAGGUGGUAAAAAGAGAAUUAGAUGAUGAGGUUAUUGAGUCUGUCAAAGACCUUCUUUCUAAUGAAGACUCAGCUGAUGAUGCUUUUAAGAAGAGUGAACUAAUUGUUGAUGUCCAAGAAGAGAAAGACACAGAUGUUGAAGAAAGAUCUGAAGUCAAAGAUGAAAGACCAGCUUGGAACAGCAAGCUACAAUACAUCCUGGCCCAGGUUGGAUUUUCUGUAGGAUUAGGGAACGUGUGGCGGUUCCCAUAUCUCUGUCAGAAGAACGGGGGUGGUGCCUAUCUUUUGCCAUAUUUAAUACUACUUCUGGUAAUAGGUAUUCCCCUUUUUUUCCUGGAACUUUCCGUGGGUCAGAGAAUUCGGCGAGGAAGCAUUGGUGUGUGGAAUUAUAUAAGCCCUCAACUGGGAGGGAUUGGAUUUGCAAGUUGUGUUGUAUGCUUUUUUGUGGCUCUCUACUACAAUGUCAUCAUUGGCUGGAGUCUGUUUUAUUUUUCUCAAUCUUUUCAGCAGCCUCUGCCUUGGGAUCAGUGUCCUUUGGUGAAAAAUGCUUCACACACUUUUGUAGAGCCAGAAUGUGAAAAAAGUUCGGCCACUACCUAUUAUUGGUACAGAGAAGCACUGAAUAUUUCCAGUUCCAUUUCUGAAAGCGGUGGCUUAAACUGGAAGAUGACCAUCUGCCUGCUGGCUGCCUGGGUUGUGGUGUGCCUGGCCAUGAUCAAAGGCAUUCAGUCUUCUGGAAAAAUCAUGUAUUUUAGUUCUCUGUUCCCAUAUGUGGUACUUAUAUGCUUCCUAAUCAGAGCGCUCCUUUUAAAUGGUUCAGUUGAUGGCAUCCGUCAUAUGUUUACCCCUGAGCUUGAAAUCAUGCUGGAGCCAAAGGUGUGGAGAGAAGCCGCAGCUCAGGUGUUCUUUGCCUUAGGUCUGGGAUUCGGCGGCGUCAUCGCCUUUUCAAGCUACAACAAGAGAGAUAACAACUGCCACUUCGAUGCCGUCCUGGUGUCCUUCAUCAAUUUUUUUACUUCCAUCCUGGCAACACUGGUGGUGUUUGCAGUUCUGGGCUUCAAAGCAACUGUCAUAAAUGAGAAAUGCAUUGCAGAAAAUUCGGAAAUGAUCAUCAAACUUGUGAAAAUGGGUAACAUUAGUCAAGAUAUCAUUCCCCAUCAUAUCAACUUUUCAGCUAUUACUGCCGAAGAUUAUGACUUAGUUUAUGACAUCAUUCAAAAAGUGAAAGAAGAAGAGUUUCCCGCGCUUCAUCUCAAUGCCUGUCGAAUUGAAGAUGAGCUCAAUAAAGCUGUUCAGGGGACUGGUUUAGCUUUUAUUGCCUUUACAGAAGCGAUGACACAUUUCCCCGCAUCUCCCUUCUGGUCGGUGAUGUUCUUCCUCAUGCUGGUAAAUCUAGGGCUUGGCAGCAUGUUUGGAACCAUUGAAGGGAUCAUCACACCCGUUGUGGACACUUUCAAAGUGAGGAAAGAAAUCCUCACCGUUAUCUGCUGUCUUCUGGCAUUUUGUAUUGGCCUGAUAUUUGUGCAGCGCUCUGGAAACUACUUUGUUACAAUGUUUGAUGACUAUUCUGCAACCCUGCCUCUGCUAAUUGUUGUCAUUUUGGAGAAUAUUGCUGUAUCCUUUGUUUAUGGCAUAGAUAAGUUUAUGGAAGACCUAAAGGAUAUGCUGGGCUUUGCUCCCAAUAGAUAUUACUACUAUAUGUGGAAAUAUAUAUCUCCUCUAAUGCUGUUAUCACUGCUAAUCGCUAGCAUUGUGAAUAUGGGAUUAAGUCCUCCUGGCUAUAAUGCAUGGAUGGAAGAUAAGGCAUCUGAGAAAUUUCUGAGCUACCCAACGUGGGGGAUGGUCAUCUGUAUCUCUCUGAUGGUCCUGGCAAUACUGCCCGUCCCGGUUGUCUUCAUCAUCCGCCGCUGCAACCUAAUAGAUGAUAGUUCUGGUAAUUUAGCAUCUGUCACCUAUAAGAGAGGAAGGGUCCUGAAGGAGCCUCUAAACUUAGAGGGAGAUGAUGCAAGCCUCAUUCAUGGCAAGAUAUCAAGCGAGUUGUCCUCUCCAAAUUUCGGUAAAAAUAUUUAUCGAAAACAGAGUGGAUCACCAACUCUGGAUACAGCUCCCAACGGACGCUAUGGGAUAGGGUACUUGAUGGCAGACAUGCCAGACAUGCCGGAAUCUGACUUGUAGCUGGAGGUGGGGGGCGGGGGGGUGCAGAAAUCAGUGAGUGUUAUUUGGUUCAUUUUUUAUUAAUGAACAUUGGCUCUACUAAGAGAAGUGUCAGACUUCGCUUAUCAGAGGGCGAUCUCAGGUGUUCCGUGGCUGUGAUCUUUAAUCCUAAUGGUAAGGGUAAAUUCAGCUUGACCAUUCCUUUGGAUUCUUCGGUUUACAUUUGAGCAGAAAGAGUCACAGACAAAGCGUACAAUAACUGACUGAGGUCCACAUUGGUCGGAAGUUUUAAGAAUACUUCUGGCAUUUUUCUUUUCCAGGGAUUCCUAUCUCUAAAAAAAAAAAAAAAACAGGUGUUACCUCAGUUUCUAACAAUUUCUGGAUGUCAUGCUAUGGGCAACUCAAAAAUGGUGUACUUCAAAAUUGAUUUAAGUUUGCCUUCAGGGUAACCCCCAGGAUUAAAAUGAACAGUUCUGUAAGCUGGUGCCGCUCAGCACACUUCCAUGAACAUAUCGUGUAGAUAGGCUGCACUUAUUUUGGUAGCAUUGAUACCUUCUUAGGCAAUUAGUUGAAGAAAACUGCAAAGUAUUUUCUUAUGUAAUAGCUGUCUAGAGCAAUAGUAUCACAGAAUAAGAAGGCACUGAUGCUGGGAUGAAAGGUGAAAUUCGGAAGUGACUGGGGAUCAUGUGUGUGAUGGCUGUAUAUUUUGUGUAAAAUCCAUGUGUGUGAAAAUGAAUUAAGAAUGAGUCACUCAGCACUCUCAAGAAUUAUGCUGAUUCCGCAUUUUCUAUGCCGUGUGCCUAAAAACCUACUUGAUAUUUAUUGUGGUUUCAAGAUUACUCAUAGUAUAUUUCUAUAAUAUACUCGCAGUGUAUAUAGCUGUAUAUUAGUACUCAAAGUACUGAUUUGAAAACUUGAAGCAAGAUGGCAUUUUAUUUCAUAUCUUUCUGUUUUGCUUCUGUUUUAUGCAAAUAUAAAUCCUUUUUUAAGUGAUUGUUAAAAUUGUAUGGCAUUACAUUUUAAGCAACAAAUAAAGUUCAAAAAUGA